Molecule: messenger RNA, 1387 nt
Organism: Acinonyx jubatus (cheetah)
Lineage: Eukaryota; Metazoa; Chordata; Mammalia; Carnivora; Felidae
Product: cytochrome c oxidase copper chaperone
Exons: 3
Coding region: 102-293 (63 amino acids)
Biological process (GO): mitochondrial respiratory chain complex IV assembly
Cellular component (GO): mitochondrial intermembrane space
Molecular function (GO): copper ion binding; copper chaperone activity
Source: RefSeq, a predicted model, not a curated record
CUGGUAGAGCCACUGCCGGAAGUGACUGAAGGCAAAUCGGCGUUCGCCGAGCCUGGGAGGGUUUAGGGUGGCUGUGCUAGUUGUUGCUGUAGGCUUGCAAGAUGCCGGGUCUGGCGGCCGCAAGCCCUGCCCCGGCUGAGUCACAGGAGAAGAAGCCUCUGAAGCCCUGCUGCGCCUGUCCGGAGACCAAGAAGGCGCGCGAUGCUUGCAUCAUUGAGAAAGGAGAAGAGCACUGUGGACACCUAAUUGAGGCCCACAAGGAAUGCAUGAGAGCCCUAGGAUUUAAGAUAUGAAAUGGUGGUUUACUCUGUGAAUGAAUAAUUCCUGAAGAAUGAAGAAGAUUCAGUAAUUUUGGGAAUUUGUGGAACUUUGAUAAAUGGAAAAAGUAUUUAUAACUUAUUUUUAGAAAAAGGAAAUUAUCUCUGGUCAGAAAUCUUCAAGUGUGUCUCUUUUUGUGUUCCUCACGUCCUCACAUGGCAUUUAUUUUUCUUAAAGGAUAUAGUAUAAAAAAACAUCCUGUAAUAUUAAUUUCUUAUGUUCUUGUGUCAUUCUGGGAACUCUAGAUUUUAGUUGUAACGAGAAAGCAGAUCCUGAUCUCAUUCAGUGAAACCUCCAAAAUGAGGUGCAUAGAAGUAAGGAAAUAACCCUUUACCAAUUCAGAAUGAGUACGGUACCCACAUCAUCUCAUUCAACAUUUUGUUUUUUAUUUUUAACUUACUUAAAGGCAAGAACUGGACAAGCCUUCAAUCUUAAUAUUUUAGAUCAUUAUUAUUAUUCUUUACUAGUCAGUCUUUUGGGAAAGUUACUCGCUUAGAUUUUGGACCACAUUAGGAUUCCUUGGCUCAGAAGAUCUCAACUGUUUGGCAUAAUUAAUCUGUAGAUGUCUAGUUACAUUUUAAGAUAGACUAGGGGAUCAUAGUUUAAUGCCUACUGGCCAGACAGUUAUCUCUUAUUGAUUAAAAGCUCGCCCAGGUCAGAGGCUUGACUAGAACAAAUAAGUCAUCAGUGAAAUUAGCUCAGUGCUCUGCUAUAAUAAUGCCUGGGAUAGAACAUGGAGUUUGGUUUGCUUGCUAUAGCAAUCCUGUGGUUCUAGAAGCUGCUUAUGGGCUAAUGAAGAAAUUAGCCAUAUUCUGCCUAUUAGUAAGUUGAGUUUCAUAUUUCAACAACAAAAGAUACUAAAGAACAUAAGAGAAUAUGUAGUGUUCAUAUGUCAUUCUAUGAUGGGAAAAUUGCCUCUUUUAUAAAGGAGCUGAAUUAAGGUAUUCUUUAGGAUUCCUUCUAGUUAAUUAAGCAUGGCUUUGAAGUAUGACAGACUUAGGUUCAACAACUGGCUGUGUCAUCUCAAGCAGGUCACAACCUCUUUGGAUCUGUUUCUCUCAUCUGAAAG